AUGAGCGAGAAACAACCUGAGACAUCACCACACUUGGUGGGUGCAAAUGGACUCGACGAUGCUGUGGUGUAUCUAGACGGCCAUGCAGGUGGGACAGACAGCCCACCAGUUGAUCUGCAGGCGCUCCGCCGAAAGAUCGAUCGCCGGUUGAUGCCAUACAUGUUUUGUUGCUAUGUUUUACAGUUCCUUGACAAGGUGAUGCUGAACUAUGCCGCCGUGAUGGGAAUUAAGAAAGAUUUGAAGCUUGUUGGUAACGACUUUUCCAAUACUGCGACUUGGUUUUUUAUCGCCUAUUUGAUCGCUGAAGUUCCCAACGUGUAUUGUUUACAAAAAGCGCCCCCAGCGAAAUGGCUGGGAGGAAAUGUGUUCCUCUGGGGAGUCGCAGCAGCGGCUUCAUCUGGAGCACAGAGCUACCAAGGUCUCCUGGUCGCACGAAUCUUUUUAGGAAUCUUUGAAGCCACCGUCGGUCCUUCGUUGAUGUUAAUCAGCAGUCAAUACUACACUCGAAGCGAGCAAGCCCCUCGAUUCACCGUGUGGUACAUGGGGCUUGGUGUUGCCCAGAUUCUCGGUGGUCUCAUCUCCUUUGGCUUCCAGCAUGUACACCAUGCAUCAAUGGAAAGCUGGCGCAUCAUGUUCCUCGUUCUAGGACUUGUCACGUCUGUAGUUGGUGCUCUCACCUUUUUCUUCAUCCCGGAUACACCAAUCAAAGCUAGUUGGUUGUCUGAGAGUGAGAAGAUUGCUCUCUUGGAACAUGUUAGCGAGAACCAGACCGGCGUAUGGAGCACCAAGUUGAAUUUAAGUCAAAUUUGGGAGGCUGUUGGUGAUGUCCAGCUCUGGCUCUUGACAAUCACAACAAUUCUGAUUUCCGUCUCCAGUGGUGUGGUCACCACGUAUUCAUCGACGUUGAUUGCCGGAUUUGGUUUCACAGGACCCAUCUCGGCCCUCCUGAAUACACCUGGCGGCAUCGUCAGCAUCUUCUUUACCCUACUGGUCGGAUUUGGAAUUCGUCAGACCUCACACCGCUGGGCAUGGAACGUACUAUGUACAAUCCCUGGAAUCAUCGGCGGAGGUCUAUUGUCCUUCCUUCCAAAGACCAACAAAGCCGGUGUCCUGAUAGGUAUCUACCUGGUCAACGCCAUUGUCGCCACGCUGCCAAUCCUGUACCAGUGGACAAUGGCCAACUGUGCUGGACACACCAAGCGUGCAUUUGCGAGCGCACUUGUCGCUGGGUCUUUCUCCGUUGGUAAUAUCAUUGGACCGCAGACAUUCCAGGCCCAUGACGCGCCGGAAUACCGCCCUGCUAAGAUUUCUGUCCUCGCAACGCAAGCUGCCGCCGCUGUGCUGUCUGUUGUUUUGUUCCUCUACUAUAAGUGGUCGAACCGUCGCAAGGAUGAGACUAUGGGACAAGUCGAUGAGACAUUGAUCGAUGAGACGAAGUGGGCUGGGCUCACUGAUAAGCAGAACCCUUCAUUCCGCUAUGUCUACUAG
Molecule: messenger RNA, 1488 nt
Organism: Penicillium nucicola
Lineage: Eukaryota; Fungi; Ascomycota; Eurotiomycetes; Eurotiales; Aspergillaceae
Product: putative MFS transporter
Exons: 4
Coding region: 1-1488 (495 amino acids)
Biological process (GO): transmembrane transport
Cellular component (GO): membrane
Molecular function (GO): transmembrane transporter activity
Source: RefSeq, a predicted model, not a curated record